Molecule: messenger RNA, 4017 nt
Organism: Candoia aspera
Lineage: Eukaryota; Metazoa; Chordata; Lepidosauria; Squamata; Candoiidae
Exons: 20
Coding region: 1-3306 (1101 amino acids)
Biological process (GO): epoxygenase P450 pathway; xenobiotic metabolic process
Cellular component (GO): intracellular membrane-bounded organelle; cytoplasm
Molecular function (GO): arachidonate epoxygenase activity; oxidoreductase activity, acting on paired donors, with incorporation or reduction of molecular oxygen, reduced flavin or flavoprotein as one donor, and incorporation of one atom of oxygen; iron ion binding
Source: RefSeq, a predicted model, not a curated record
AUGAUUUGCCUCAGUGAGGUGCUCCCUGUUGCUUCUGGACCUUCAUCCAGCAGUUUCAGUAACCGGAAGAGGCCUGCACAGAAGCAGACAAAAAACUCCCAGAGAAAACCCAAAGCUGCAGCCUUGCUUUACUCUGAGCAGCGGACUUUGCAGCUUUCUUCCAACCCCAAAAUCCCAGCUCUUCCACUUGGUCAGGCACGAAGAAGGAAAAUGCAGGUGGAGCUGGUGCCUGGGGCAGCAAUACUCUUGCUUCUCUUUCUGCUCACGGUCUUGGCCUUCAGGUUUCACCAAGCAAGAUGCCAGCUCCCUCCUGGACCCAGGCCCUGGCUUUUUCUGGGGAAUCUCCUGCAAAAGGAUGCUGUGCCUUUGUAUAAAACCUACCAAAAGCUCAGUAAGAAGUAUGGUCCAGUUUUCACUAUCUGGCUAGGACCAAAGCCGAUGAUUGUGCUUUGUGGAUAUGAGGCAGUGAAAGAUGCCCUGGUAAUUCAUAGUGAAGAAUUUGGUGGACGACCUUCUGUACCUAUCGUUGAUCAAAUAACCAAGGGCUAUGGGUUUGUUAGUGAAGAGGUCAAAUGGAAGACCCUGCGUCGCUUUACUCUUUCCACGCUACGGAACUUUGGAAUGGGAAAGAAGUCGAUGGCUGAGCGGAUGUCAGAAGAGGCUCGCUAUUUGGUGGAUAAGAUAGCAACCUUUGAAGGUCAGCCCUGUGAUAUCAUUCCAGCCAUCACAGCUGCUGUUUCUAAUGUGAUGUGCUCUAUCAUCUUUGGGAAUCGAUUCUCUUACGAAGAUAAAAACUUCACUGAGCUAUUGGAAAUCUUGAAGGCAUUCGUAGAUUUCUUUCUGAGUGUUCCUGGAAUGGUAUACAACUCUUUGCCAAGUAUCAUGAACUUCCUUCCCGGACCUCAUAAGAAAAUCUUCUCUGACUGCAGCAAGGUGUGUAACUUCAUUAGGAACAAAGUGGACUCUCACAAGAAGAACCUGGAUCCACAGAAUCCUGGGGGCUUCAUUGAUUGCUUCCUUCUUCAGUUAGAAAAGGAAGAAAAUUUUUCCAUUAUCUCUGUGGAAGACUUGGUGAUGACUGUGUUUGAGCUCUUCAUUGCUGGGACAGAUAGCACAACCAAUGCCGUCUCAUAUGGCCUUAUCCUUCUGGCCAGGUUCCCACAAGUCCAAGCAAAAGCCCAGCAGGAAAUCGAUGAGGUUGUGGGAGCAAACCGCGCCCCCUCCAUGGAGGAUAGGCUGCAGCUGUCCUACACCAAUGCAUUUGUUCAUGAGAUCCAACGUUUUCAGCAAUCGAGUAGCGAGAACUUCCCACGUAUGACAACCCAGGAUGUGAAUUUCAGGGGUUACUUCAUCCCUCAGGGCACAAUUGUUGUUCCAUUGUGGUCUUCGGUGCAUUUUGAUACUCUCUGGUGGGAGGAUCCUGAGAAGUUUGACCCAGGCCAUUUCUUGGAUGAGAAGGGUGAAUUCCAGAAGAAGGAUGCCUACAUGCCUUUCUCUGCAGGGAAGAGAGCAUGCCCAGGAGAGGGAUUGGCUCGCAUGGAAAUCUUCCUGCUCCUUGCCACUCUGCUCCAGCAUUUCACUUUUGAACUGUCUAUAGACCCUGAAGAGAUAGACUUAGAGGACUUGUUUCUGGGCUGUAGAAAGAACGGGAAUCAUCGCUACUUACGGGCCAUCAUCCUUCCUGAAUGGAAUUACCCUUACCAUAUAGAGUAUCCAGCUGUGGUUAGUCUGGGCUCCAGUGGGACUCCUCCUUUCAAUCUUGUCUCAUUGAAACAGUUUCUUGGAUUUUUGAAGAGGAAAAGAGAUCAGAGAAGGAUGGAGCUGACAUGGGCAGGAGCUCUGCUUCUUCUCUGUAUACUUUUCACCCUUUUCUCAUCCUUCCAAAUGUACAAGAAAAAAGGGCAGCUGCCCCCAGGACCCACCCCAUGGCCUUUUCUGGGGAACGUCUUGCAGCGAGAUGUGCUACCUUUGGACAAAUACUAUAAAAAGCUUACUGCAAAGUAUGGACCUAUAUUUACUGUCUGGAUCAGAUCAAAACCAAUGGUUGCACUUUGUGGAUAUGAGGUGGUAAAAGAUGCUUUGAUAGAUCAUGCGGAAGAAUUUGGUGGGCGAAGUGAAACAGCUGCAAAUAGGCGAAUAUUCCACAAUAGAGGUCUGACCACCACUGAUGAGAAUAAAUGGAGGGAGCUGCGACGGUUCACAUUGUCCACUUUGCGAGAUUUUGGGAUGGGAAAGAAAAGAAUGUCUGAGAGGGUACAGGAGGAAGCCCUUUGUCUGACAGAGCAAAUGGCUACCACAAAAGGGAAGCCUUUUGACCCAAGAAGGGGAUUUGCAAGUGCUGUUUCUAAUGUGAUCUGCACAGUCGUCUUUGGCAAUCGAUUUGAUUACGAAGAUCAAACCUUCAUAGAGAACCAGCAGAUAGUGGAGUCUCAAAUAAGAUGCUUUUAUGGUUUCCUAGGACUGGUGUACAAUACUUUUCCAAAUAUAAUGGAGUACAUUCCUGGGCAACACACCAAGAGUUUUGCUGAUGCUGAAAAACUCUCUGAUUAUAUCCGUGAGAAGGUGGAGUUCCACAGGAAGACGCUGGAUCCCCAGAACCCCCGUGACUAUAUUGAUUGCUUCCUCAUUAGACAGGAGAAGGAAGAGAACUCAUCUGAGGUUGUCUAUACUCUUGAAGAUCUUGUGACAAUUGUGUUUGGACUCUUCAUUGCUGGGACAAUAACCACCAGCCACACCUUGCUUUGCAGCCUCCUAGUGAUGGUCAAAUUGCCACACAUUCAAGCUAAGGUGCAACAGGAGAUCGAUGAGGUGGUGGGUGCAAACCGCACUCCAGGCAUGGAAGACCGAUUGAGGAUGCCUUUCACAAAUGCUGUUGUCCACGAGGUCCAACGGUAUCAGGAAGGGAGCCUUGAGAACUUUCCACGGGCAACAACUUGUGACACAAAAUUCCAUGGUUACAACAUUCCCAAGAACACGGCUGUUGUGCCAAUGCUCUCCUCUGUACAUUUUGAUCCUCUCCAUUGGGAGACCCCAGGAAAGUUCAACCCAGAUCAUUUUUUGGAUGAAAAGGGCCAGUUCAGGAAGAGAGACGCUUUCAUGCCAUUCUCAGCAGGUAGACGGGCCUGUCCAGGGGAGGCCCUGGCUCGGAUGGAGCUCUUCCUGUUCUUCAGCACUCUGCUCCAGAAGUUCACCUUCCAUAUGGCUGGGGACAGCAAAGAUACAGAUAUAUGGUCUUUGUUUAUGGACUUCAGAAAUAAGAAUCAGUAUCCCUUUAUACGAGCUGUUAAACGUUCAGUGGACGUUUAAUGUUCAGUAAUUAAGAGAAGGAAAGUAGCCAAGGACCUAAUGCGUGACUUCUUUUCUUUUCUUUCUUUCCUCCAACCCUCCCCUUCCCUCUCUUUCUUCCUUCCCCCUCCCCUCCCUGCCUGCCUUUUUGGCACAUAUUGUAUCCAACGAACAGCUCUUUUUGAGGCCUGGGAACUGGUCUGGCCAAUCCUAUAUUAAUAGAUAAUUAAUUUAAUUUUUAUGGUAAAGAUCGCUACUCUUACCUUAGCUCUAAUUAUGUUUUAUGGCCCCUUUAAGAAUACUUGUGAAAUAUUUCAUAGCUGUUUCUCUAAGCUAUAUUCUACAAACUGUCAAUAUAUAAUUUGUACUGGAGAUUUCAACUUCAUUCAAGAUUCUCAGGUAGAACUACUAUGAGAAAUUGAUGUUGUUCAAUAAGCUAAAUUUGAAAGUAUCAAGGAAGAUCUUUUACUUGGGCUAAAUACAAGAGCAAGUCAUGUGUAAAUCUGUUGAUAUCUAAUGGUUGUUUUAAAGACUGACAGACUGUGUGUUGUAUAUGACUUAUCUGUAAUAUUUGCUUGGCAAUACAUACAACUAAAACCUGUAUUAUUUUGACUCCCAGGAGUUCUCCCUAGCAGCCUCUGAAGUGGCUGCAAUUUUAGAAUCCUUAACAGAUGCAGCCCUUGAAUGGAAUCUGACCAGUCACUUUGAUAAGGAAUUAAACAGUAACAUGAA